AUGGUCGUCUCGCUGUCCAUCAUUGGCGCUCCAGGCCUGAUCGGUCAACGACACACCCAACACGCCCUCGACGAACCGAAUGUCAACCUGACUUGUAUCGUCGACCCAACACCUGCUGGACCUCCGUAUGCCGAGAAGCUGGGUGUCAAGCUGUACCGCUCGACGGAGGACAUGCUUGCGGCGCGAACGAAAGGGGAGGUCAGGGUGGAUGCGGCGAUUCUUGCGACUCCAAAUGCCACGCACGUCCCGCUAGGCAUCCAGCUCGUCCAAGCCGGCAUUCACACGCUCGUUGAGAAGCCUUUCUCGACCGACGUCGAGAGCGGCAGGGCGCUCUUGGCUGCAGAGGCGUCGUCCUCGGCCAAGAUUCUCAACCCGUACGUCGUCAACACGAAGAAGCUGCUUGACAACGGCAAGCUCGGGAACGUCCUCGCUGUUCAAGGAACCUGGGCUUGCUUGAAGCCCAUGUCCCACUUUGCCGCGCCAACAGAAUGGCGCCGGGAGAAAGGAACAGGCGGAGUUCUCAUGAUUAACCUCUCGCACGAAAUCGACUGCCUCCGCUACCUCUUCGGCAACAUCACCCGCGUCUACUGCGAAGUCGGCGCCUCAACACGCGGCUUUCCUGUCGACGAGACGGGCGCGGUGACGUUGCGUUUCGGAUCAGGUGUCGUCGGGACAUUCGGCGAGACGGUUUACACGGUCCUCGGCACUCAAGGCUCCCUCGCCUUCCCCUCACUCCAAGUCUGGCACUACCCCUCUCUCAGCGGAAGCUGGACCGACCCACUCAUCCGCUCCGACCCGCUUCCUCUCGACCCAACUCCACCCUUCACCCACCAACUCCGGCACUUUGUCGACGUCGUCGAGGGACGAGCAGAGCCGCGGUGUAGCGGGAGAGACGCUUUACAGACGAUUGCGACGCUCGAGGCGAUUGCGAAGAGUAUAGAGACGGGCUUGCCGGUUGAGGUUGAGCAGAUGUAG
Messenger RNA from Rhodotorula toruloides NP11, 975 nucleotides. RefSeq names its product quinate utilization oxidoreductase QutH. Gene Ontology annotation, molecular function: nucleotide binding. The coding region runs from base 1 to 975 and encodes 324 amino acids. The transcript is spliced from 7 exons. NCBI's taxonomy places the organism in Eukaryota, Fungi, Basidiomycota, Microbotryomycetes, Sporidiobolales, Sporidiobolaceae. The record is from RefSeq and is a predicted model, not a curated record.